Galeopterus variegatus (Sunda flying lemur) is the source of this 870-nucleotide messenger RNA. RefSeq names its product PQ loop repeat containing 3 (gene SLC66A3). The record is from RefSeq and is a predicted model, not a curated record. The transcript is spliced from 4 exons. NCBI's taxonomy places the organism in Eukaryota, Metazoa, Chordata, Mammalia, Dermoptera, Cynocephalidae. Bases 31 to 345 code for a protein of 104 amino acids.
UGCGGCCGGUCCCCGCGCCCCGCGGGCGCCAUGGAGGCCGCGCUUCUGUGGUUCUGCAACUGGAGCACGCUGGGCGUGUGCGCCGCGCUCAAGCUGCCGCAGAUCUCGGCAGUGCUGGCGGCGCGCAGCGCGCGGGGCAUCAGCCUCCCGAGCCUGCUGCUGGAGCUGGCGGGGUUCCUGGCGUUUCUCCGGUACCAGUGUUACUGCGAGUACCCGCUGCUGACCUUCCUGGAAUACCCCAUCCUCAUCACGCAAGACCUCCUCCUCCUCCUCUGCAUCUUCCAUUUUAACGGGAACGUGAAGCAGGCUGCACCGUACAUCGCUGUGUAUCCUUCCAGCAUCUGAGAAUCAGGAGUGGGAUUCAGGCUGUGACCUGCUAAUAUCUGAGCAGGUAUGGACUUGAAACCUGUUUUGUUUAUUCCAAAUCUGACCGGUUCUAGCAGAGCAGUCUCGGUUCGACACGUGGCUUCUCUGGGUAGCUCUCUGUGGUCUUGGUUUGUUUGCAUGAGACAGGAGGAGGGGGAGCUGCCGCCACCCACUGAUGGCCCCCUUAGCACUUGGUAAGAUUUGUGUCUUCCUGGUUCAUCCUCGGCCUGCAGAAGUGGAUCAUAGACCUGGCCAUGGUGAGUACUGCCCCUUAAAAAGGGGCGAAGCAGCCACUCUCUUCUCUCCUCUCCAUGCCACCUGUCCUGGAAAGAACUUUCUAGAUCAAAUGUUGAACCUGCAGUUUUUUGAGCUGUGCUAAGGGGUAAUGGGAUGAAUGUGCAGUGCUGUUAAAAGACAUUCUAUUAAAAGACAUUAUUCUUAUUCAAAUGUGUAGUGGUGACCAGCUGCCCCCCAAAUAAACAAGUAAAUAAAUGUGUGGCAAAA